AUGUACUUUGAGCCGGGCAGUCAGCCGGGAGGAAUACCUCACAACUUUCCCCAUGAUCCGUUCAAGGCCUGCGUUGUUCCUCGGCCAAUUGGCUGGAUAUCGACAAUCUCGGCAACGGAUCCAAAGACGCACAACCUGGCACCCUAUUCUCAGUUCAAUAACCUCACAUUCGACCCGCCCUAUGUGAUGUUCUCGGCCAACCAAAAACCAGACCAGCAAAGGAAGGAUACGGUUCUCAACGCGGAGCUGACCGGCAAGUUCUGCUGGAACCUAGCUACUUGGCCCUUGCGUGAGGCUGUGAACAUCUCGGCUGAGCAGGUCGAUUACGGAGUGGACGAGUUUGACCGCGCAGGUCUCGAGAAGGAUUACAGCCGCGCCCUGCCCGGAGAUCCUGUGCCCAUGGUCAAGGAUAGUCCGGUCAAGUUUGAAUGUGUGUAUCAUACAACUCUCAGGCUGCCCGCCAACCCUCCCAUGGGAACUGUCGAUGUCGUCAUUGGGAGAGUCAUCGGAGUGCACAUACGAGAUGAUGUCUUGACCGAUGGCAAGCUCGACGUCAGCAAGACACAGCCCAUCGCUCGCUGCGGCUACUUUCAGUAUACGGUCGUGCGAGAAACAUUUGAGAUGAUUAUCCCGGGGAUGGAUGAGGCUACGCACGCAGGGCUGGAAGGAAACAGUGCGAUUCACAAAAAGGUGAAUAUGUUGGAGAAUGGAUCGGAACAGCCGAAUGGGGUUUCAGCUGGUUAA
Molecule: messenger RNA, 744 nt
Organism: Colletotrichum acutatum
Lineage: Eukaryota; Fungi; Ascomycota; Sordariomycetes; Glomerellales; Glomerellaceae
Exons: 1
Coding region: 1-744 (247 amino acids)
Molecular function (GO): FMN binding
Source: RefSeq, a predicted model, not a curated record